Molecule: messenger RNA, 1749 nt
Organism: Trematomus bernacchii (emerald rockcod)
Lineage: Eukaryota; Metazoa; Chordata; Actinopteri; Perciformes; Nototheniidae
Gene: polg2
Product: polymerase (DNA directed), gamma 2, accessory subunit
Exons: 8
Coding region: 394-1749 (451 amino acids)
Biological process (GO): mitochondrial DNA replication
Cellular component (GO): cytoplasm; mitochondrion
Source: RefSeq, a predicted model, not a curated record
UACCUCCUGUGAAUUUCAAAAAUGUAUCAUGCGGCUAUCUUUGUGUAUUUACUGUGACAACAGUAGUUAGAAACUGUCCGGUGAGUGCAUGUUGUUGUAAAUGCACUGACAUGCUCUGAUAGUUUGAUGUGUGCAACGUUAGCAUGCAUGCCGUUAGCUUAGCUAAAGUAACGCUGACCGGACGGAGGAUGGAGCCUCCUCUCACUUUUUUUAUGUUUUAAGAACGGUUACUUGCUAGAUUUAGGUCUAGCAAUUAUUGAAAAGAAAUAUUUAUAUAACAUUGGCAUUUAAGUUUUAUUUCGACUGUCUGUGGUCUUUCAGGAGGGGUUUACUCAUGAGAAGUUAUCACUGCAAUAGACAAUCUUUGGAUUAACCCCUCUCAACCUUCUCAUCAUGUUAUAUUGCUGUGUCAGAAACGUUUGCAAAUUGAAACCCUCACCGUGCAGAGUGACCUUGGCUCUGCAACACACCAGGAGACUCUGCAGUUCACCCCCUGGGGAGGGUGUGGAUCAAGUGAGGACUUUGCUGGAGCUCUGUGUGGACAGGCACUACGUUUCACCGGGUCAGCCUAACACGGAGCUCCUUCAGCGGGGGAUGAGCUGCUGUUAUGGGCCUCUGGGCAUGGAGCUGAGGAGAAACCUGCUGCAGCAAUGGUGGCUCUCUGUGACCGGAUCCACACAGCAGGUGUUUGGGAUAAACACUCUGAGCAGCAGUAAGGGUACAGCAACAGAUGGACUGAGGAUUGUUGAGAGUGAACAGUUAAAACACAUAUUUGAACAGAAAGAACUGAGCAAGCAGCAGCUCCUGCAGAAGAUACAAACACUCAUCCAGAGGUCCCCUUCACUGAGGACAGGCUUUCUUCAAGGUGCCUUGGAGCAAUUUGUCCCCUCGUUGGAGCUGGUGAACAGGAAGCUGCCCUUCGGCCUGGCUGAGACUGGGCUGUGCUUUCAGCCCUCGGAUGGCUCUGGUUGCCCAGCUGAGGUGACCCAGGCGUCUCUGGUGUGGUUCUGUCCUCCUCGAACCUCUUCUCAGUGGCUGGAUCACUGGAACCGACAGAGACUCAAGUGGUGGAGGAAAUUUGCCCUGUCUCCAUCAGACUUCAGCAGUAGUGACGUCCCAGAGGAGGAACUGGAGGAGGCGGCGUCUCGUGGUGUGAGGAUCCUCUACAGUUUCCCGUGGGGACAGGAGCCCGUGGAGACGCUGUGGAGCAGAGGAAGCACCGAGCUGCUGCACACACACAACGGAGUCCACGCCAAACUGCAGUGCCGAGAUGGUCGGAAAUCAGUCCCUCACGUCAUCUCAGUAACUGGGAACAUGGACCGCGGUGUGAUGGCCUUUCUAUCCAACUCACUCCAGCAGCUGAAGAAAGAAGACAGCAAGAAGAAGAUGCUGCAGCGAAAGGUUCUGAAGUUGCACCCAGUGUUGGCUCCAGUUAAAGUGGCUUUAGAUAUUGGCAAGGGGGCCACUGUCGAGCUGCGACAGGUUUGUGAUGGGCUGCUGCAGGAGUUUAUGGAGGCUAAGAUUUCUACGUGGCCUGGGUAUCUUGAAACAAUGCCAGCAUCAAUGGAGCAGCUGAACACAAAGUAUGAUGAGAUGGGAGUGCUUUUCACGGUGGUGAUCAAUGAGAACACGCUGGAGAGUGGCCUUCUUCUGGUCCGCAGCAGAGACACCACCAUCAAAGAGACCAAGCACGUCUCUGAAAUCAAGAACUUUCUCUCCACAUACAUUUCUGCUGCAGACAACCUCUGA